AUGGCCGAUAGCAAACCUCCCAAGGGGGGAGCGGAUGCUGGCAGUACAGCACAAUGCCCCCUGUCCGAAAAAGAGAAAGCGGCCACACCUGAUGUAUCUGAGGUCAAACACGAUCCGAGCCCAUAUCUUGCAGGAUUAAAGCUCCUCAUUCUGAUGGGGGGACUCACAGUCGUCAUGUUCCUUGCCAUGCUAGAUAUGGCCAUUAUUGGUACUGCCAUUCCCCAGAUAUCUAGUGACUUUCACAGACUUCAGGAUGUAGGUUGGUACGUCGGAGCCUACCAGCUAGCAAGCGCUACCGUGCAACCUCUCACCGGCAAGGCUUACACGUACUUCAGCACGAAGUGGUCACUAUUGUUCUUCUUUUUCGUCUUCGAAGUGGGCUCCGCAAUUUGCGGUGCGGCCCAAAAUUCCAUCAUGUUCAUUAUUGGCCGUUCGAUUGCAGGACUAGGUUGCUCUGGUCUUGCCAACGGCUCUCUAACGGUUCUCUCCGGAGCAGUAUCUCCAGAGAAAAGGCCCUUGUAUACAAGUCUCACAAUGGCAGUCGGACAGAUCGGUGUUAUCCUUGGGCCCAUUCUAGGUGGAGUUUUCACCGAGCAUGCCACUUGGCGAUGGUGCUUUUACGUGAAUCUGCCACUCGGUGGUCUUGUCGCUGCAUUCCUCGUCUUCCUCCAUAUCCCUGAUCACAUCGCGAAAGAGCCAAUAACCCCUCAGCACCUUCGGGAGAUGCUUCCCAAAUUCGACCUCAUUGGGUUCGCGCUCUUCGCGCCGGCAGCGAUCAUGCUCCUCCUCGCUCUCCAAUUCGGCUCAAGCGACUAUUCUUGGAACUCAGCAACAGUAAUCGGAUGCUUUUGCGGAGCCGGCGUCACAGCCAUUCUGUUUCUUCUCUGGGAGCGGCGCAUGGGUAAGGAUGCCAUGAUGCCGUUUCAGAUGAUCUCACGACGCAUUGUCUGGACAAGUUCCCUGUUUUAUGGUCUCCUUAUGAGUGUGUCGGUUGGGGGAGGUAACUUCCUCCCCAUCUACUUUCAGUCUGUCAAAGGUCAAGCGCCUCUGACGAGCGCCCUCUACUUACUGCCCAGUAUUUUGAGUCAAAUUUUCUUUCUUCUCCUAUCGGGAGCCCUAAUGACUAAAUUUCGAUUUUAUAUUCCGUGGGCAGCCUUCGCAGCAGCCGGGACUGCUCUCGGAUGCGGACUUGUAUCUACGUGGACACCGGACUCGACACUUGGUGAGCUAUUUGGGCACCAGGUGCCAUACGCUGCAAGAGGAGCAGCUAUUCAGAUUGCAUUUCUAGCGGUCCAGCUCACACUGCCAGCAAAUGAGAUAGCUCUCGGAAUGUCGUUCCUCGUAUUUUCGCAAAAUAUCCUGGGUGCAGUAGUUGUGACGCUCGGCAAUACCAUUUUCCAGGAAAGCUUGAAGUCCAAGAUUCUUCUGUAUGCCCCAGAAGUCUCUCCUGAAGCAGCAGUGGCGGCUGGUGGAAGUGCCGACGCAGUGCGUCAACUGGCGGCGCAGGGUGGCGAUGCUCUUCUUGGAAAUGUUCUGCGAGCGUUUUCGGAUAGCUUUGACAAUAUCAUGUAUCUCUUCGUGGCCGUGAGCGUUGUCUCGUUCUUCUUGUGCUUUGGUAUGGGCUGGAUGGACUUGCAGGCCCAUGGGAAGAAGCCGGAAGAGGCGGCCGCGAGAGAAUAG
Clonostachys solani is the source of this 1680-nucleotide messenger RNA. The record is from the annotation of a GenBank genome assembly. NCBI's taxonomy places the organism in Eukaryota, Fungi, Ascomycota, Sordariomycetes, Hypocreales, Bionectriaceae.